Molecule: messenger RNA, 438 nt
Organism: Drosophila simulans
Lineage: Eukaryota; Metazoa; Arthropoda; Insecta; Diptera; Drosophilidae
Exons: 2
Coding region: 132-365 (77 amino acids)
Source: RefSeq, a predicted model, not a curated record
AUUGUGAGUGCACCUGUUCAGAACAUCCAGAACACUCGUCCUGAGAAUUGAACAGAAGUUGGUAUAUAAAUGCGUAUAACUUUAGUAAUGCACCAGUUAUUGCAAUUGACCUGCCGUUGAUAACACUUCAAAUGGAUUACCUGUUGAAAGCGAUACUUUUUCUACUCCUACUGAGCUUCCACUGCACCGAUGGAUAUGUUAAUGGCCGCCACGAGAUAGUCAGAAGGGAGGUGAACGUGACAGAGGUGGAUGGCGGAUUGCGUGGAGCACUAACCAUGUUAUUCCAGCCCCUUGCUGAUCUUGCUGCCAAGUUAAAGUUGGAGAUACCCCUGAUUUCAAACUCCCGCACCAAAAACUUUAACUAAUGUAUUGCUUUAAUUGUGAAACAAGUGAUUCAAAAUGUUUUUAGCCUGUAUUAUUAAAUACGUUUAAAUCAGA